Messenger RNA from Colletotrichum orchidophilum, 633 nucleotides. RefSeq lists its product as uncharacterized. The coding region runs from base 1 to 633 and encodes 210 amino acids. The record is from RefSeq and is a predicted model, not a curated record. NCBI's taxonomy places the organism in Eukaryota, Fungi, Ascomycota, Sordariomycetes, Glomerellales, Glomerellaceae. The transcript is spliced from 2 exons.
AUGGGGAAACCCAAAAACACAAACCCCGGGAAGACAAAGGCCGGCCCUGGAACUAACAAUGGCGGCAACGCAAAGUUGACCACAGCCUCGAUUCCCGCCGCUCCGCCCGCGUGGCCCCAAUUCAAGCCGUCGUUACCGGUUGCCGACCUGGCUGCCGACCAGCUCGCAUCCUGCCCCGACAAGGUCAUCCUGAUUCGCAACUUUUGGCCAAAAUCCCUCUGCAGUUCCUAUGUCACAUUUUUGAGGGGUUUGCCGCUUGUCACCACCCCUGGUCGACCUAAGCGGGGAGAAGCGGUUAGGGUGAAUGACCGUUUUCAAGUGCAGGACGCUGCCUUUGCUCAACGCCUGUGGACGGAGACUGGACUGCGCGAAUCGCUUGCUCAAGAAGACAUUCAGGGUUUAUGGGGCGGUGAGGUCGUCGGUCUGAAUCCCAAUAUUCGCAUCUACCGUUACUCAAAGGGCCAGUAUUUUGAUGCACAUUGUAAGUCUUAUGGUCAUAUCAUUUUCUUGUCAUCCAACGCCACACACGCGAAGAGCGCUAGGCACUCUGCCAGUCAACCGGCAAGAUUUCUGCCGCUGCAUGCAACUAGGCCAACGGCCAAGUGCUCCGAGGUCCUCACGCGGUUGCCAUAG